Seminavis robusta is the source of this 750-nucleotide messenger RNA. Lineage: Eukaryota; Bacillariophyta; Bacillariophyceae; Naviculales; Naviculaceae. The record is from the annotation of a GenBank genome assembly.
AUGAGGAUCUUCCCUCUCUGUUUCUUGUCAUCUCGUACCACAAGCCGAGCCACAGCAGCGGCAUAUCAUGCCCAUCGCUGCUUUGCUUCUACCAGUACUAGCGUGGACGAAAGCGAUUGUCGGCAUUUCCCGAUUCGAGUGCUGGACCACAUGGACGGAGCGGACUGGGACAAUCGCAUAGCAUUACAGGCCAAGUGGACCAACGAAGAAAAGGGUUGGCAAGUCGGAGUCGAAUGGAAGCAUACACCCUUUGGUGUGGGAUUGUUUGCCACGGACGACAUUGCCGAAGGAACCAUUUUGCGCAUUGGUCAAAACGGGCAUAAUCUGAUGCAGUUUCAGAGCAUCCAAGAUAUUGAAGAAUUUUGUCGUCACCCAGAAGAUUAUCCAGCACGUUUACGUUAUGUUUCCGACUAUCUGUGGGGAUUUAGUUGGCAAAACACGGAUGCCCAAGGCUACGACCUACCCGACGACACUUCUUCUGUCGAGGAUCGAUUCAUGGGCAUGUGGGUUCCCGGAAAUGGUUUGAACCACAAUUUGGUUCCCAACACGGUCUAUCGGACACGAAAGGGUGGGACCCAAGAAGGAAUAGUAUUGGUGGCCCUGUGUGAUGUCGCAGCCGGGGACGAGCUGUUUGAUGAUUAUCGAAGACACGGACGAGCCCCCGAGUGGCUGAAAGAGUUUGCACGGGAAAAGCAGGUUUCUCUCAAUUUUGCAGAGUGCAAUGAUUUUGUAGUAGAUCCAUCAAGUUAG